AACUUGGAGCUGCAGAGGCGCUGCUGCCCGGGUCUCUGCUGCUCCGGUGCCCCGUGGCUCGGCAGCGCGGAGCUGUCGGGAGCCCUGGCCAUGGGGCAGCCCUUGCCCUCCGCCGUGUGAGGCCCGGGGCCUCCCGCGGGCUCCCCGAGAGGCCGAGGGCGGGCAGGCGGGCAGGCGGGCAGGCGGGGGGCGUCGUUCCCGCUGCGGGCUCGGCUGCUGCCGGCCGUGCCCCCGGCAUCAUGAACAUAGACGUGGAGUUCCACAUCCGGCACAACUACCCCUGGAGCAAGUUGCCGGCCAACGUGAGGCAGAGUCUUGGAAAUUCACAGAGAGAAUAUGAAAAGCAGGUUGUCCUCUACAGUAUCCGCAAUCAGUUACGAUAUAGAAACAACUUAGUUAAACACGUCAAGAAAGAUGAACGCAAAUAUUAUGAGGAACUGCUAAAGUAUAGUCGUGAUCACCUCAUGCUGUACCCUUACCAUCUGUCAGAUAUUAUGGUAAAGGGCCUGAGGAUAACACCGUUUUCAUAUUAUACUGGGAUCAUGGAGGACAUUAUGAACAGUGAGAAAAGUUAUGAUUCAUUGCCCAAUUUUACUGCUGCUGACUGUCUAAGACUUCUUGGCAUAGGAAGAAACCAGUACAUUGAUCUGAUGAAUCAGUGUCGUUCAUCAAAAAAAUUUUUCAGAAGGAAAACAGCUCGUGAUCUUCUACCAGUAAAGCCAGUAGAGAUUGCCAUAGAGGCGUGGUGGGUGGUGCAGGCUGGAUAUAUCACAGAAGAUGACAUAAAGAUAUGCACUUUGCCUGAGAAAUGCGCUAUUGAUAAGAUCAUCGAUGCAGGCCCUCAGCUCUCUGGAUCGCUAGAUUACAAUGUAGUACAUAGCUUAUAUAACAAAGGAUUUAUUUAUCUGGAUGUACCGAUAUCUGAUGACAGUUGUAUAGCAGUUCCUCCUCUUGAAGGUUUUGUAAUGAAUCGGGUACAAGGUGAUUAUUUUGAAACUCUACUCUAUAAGAUAUUUGUUUCAAUAGAUGAGCAUACUAAUGUUGCAGAGCUUGCAAAUGUCCUUGAAAUAGACUUAUCCCUAGUUAAGAACGCUGUUUCAAUGUACUGCCGAUUGGGCUUUGCCCAUAAGAAGGGACAAGUAAUAAAUUUGGAUCAGCUUCAUUCAUCGUGGAGGAAUGUUCCAUCUGUAAACAGAUUAAAGAGUACUUUAGAUCCACAAAAGAUGCUGCUAUCAUGGGAUGGAGGGGAAAGUAGGAGUCCUGUACAAGAAGCUUCGUCAGCUACUGACACGGAUACAAAUAGUCAAGAAGAUCCAGCUGACACAGCCAGUGUAAGCAGUUUGAGUUUGUCUACAGGAUACACAAAGCGUAUUGCUUUUCUAUUUGACUCAACUCUUACUGCCUUUUUAAUGAUGGGAAAUCUUUCACCAAAUUUAAAAAGCCAUGCAGUCACGAUGUUCGAAGUUGGCAAACUCUCGGAUGAGUCUCUGGACAGCUUUCUUAUAGAACUAGAGAAGGUUCAGAGCACUGGUGAAGGAGAAGCACAGAGAUAUUUUGAUCAUGCACUUACUCUGAGAAACACAAUAUUGUUUCUGCGUCAUAAUAAAGAUCUAGUUGCACAGACUGCACAGCCAGACCAACCCAAUUAUGGUUUUCCUCUGGAUCUCUUACGCUGUGAGAGCCUCCUUGGUCUGGACCCUGCAACCUGCAGCCGAGUUCUCAACAAAAAUUACACACUGCUCGUGUCCAUGGCUCCUCUCACCAAUGAAAUCCGGCCUGUGAGCAGCUGUACCCCUCAGCAUAUUGGACCAGCUAUCCCAGAAGUCAGUUCUGUCUGGUUUAAACUGUACAUUUAUUACAUCACUGGUCAAGGACCACCAUCUCUUUUAUUGUCCAAAGGUACAAGACUUCGAAAACUACCAGACAUAUUCCAGGGUUAUGAUCGAUUACUAAUAACAUCUUGGGGUCAUGAUCCUGGGGUAGUUCCUACAUCAAAUGUGCUGACGAUGUUGAAUGAUGCUUUGACACAUUCGGCAGUUUUGAUUCAGGGGCAUGGUUUGCAUGGGAUAGGAGAAACUGUCCACAUACCAUUUCCAUUUGAUGAAACAGAACUACAAGGAGAGUUUACUCGUGUCAAUAUGGGCAUUCAUAAAGCUUUGCAGAUAUUGAGGAACAAAGUGGACUUACAGCAUUUUUGUGGAUAUGUCACCAUGUUGAAUGCUUCUAGCCAGCUUGCAAACAGAAAACUCAGUGAUGCUUCUGAUGAGCGAGGAGAACCUGAUUUGGCUUCUGGUUCAGACGUAAAUGGGAGUACAGAGUCAUUUGAAAUGGUCAUUGAGGAAGCAGCUAUAGACUCAGCAGCAAAACAAAACUCUGCCUUCAGAACCUCUUACAUUCCAGUAGAAAACUGUCUCUACAAGUCCUUAACUUUGUUCACUCAUUCCAGGAAGGUGCUUCAACACUGGAUGUUCCCACUGAGGCCAGCUUUUCCAGUGUGCUCUCGCAGUCCUCCUGUGCUGACGCAGGAGUUCCACUUCCUGCAAAGAACUUAAUCUUUAAAGAUGGCAUCUUAUCAGAAUGGAGUGGACGGUCACCUUCCUCGCUUCUUACUGCUAAUCUCCAUUUGCAAUAAUUCGGUUCCACCAUUUGUUGCUCACACUUUCUGCCUUUUUUCUUUCUUAACGUUAGCUUUAUAGUGCCAGCCACUAAAAAGCAUCCUGCUGCUGCAGUGCAAUUCACGCCCAACCGAUGUUAAAAGAUUGGGGAAACAUGUUCACGUUUUUUCAAGUUUUCCUCAUUAUUGCACCUCCUAAGGCAACAAAGAGCUUUUUAGCAGCCUGCACUGUAUUUUUUACCUUGAGACAAUCUGCAUUUCUUUUAUAAAACUGAGGAUAUACUUUAUAGGCUUUAUGAUGACUGUUAUGUUUAUAAGCAGUCACUAUGAAUAUUGCAGUGGUAAUUUUAUAUGUUAGUUUAUCAAACAUAAAUCUUGUUUAAUUUUAUAUUUUGUUACCUACUCUCUAGGGGAUCAUGGAAGAGGUGGAACUCUUCCUCUGAAAAGGCUUCUUGGUACUUAAAGUAGCAAAACUAUAAAACAAUAAACAUCCAGUUUUGAGAGAUGAUAUGAUGGGGCAUUAAGAAUUUCUGUGGCUAUCUGUAAAUUAUGUACAUGAGUUGAACAUUGUUGAAAGUAUGUAAAUCAGCAUAGUUAUGUAUAAUUUAACCUUGAUUUAUAAGAUCUUAACUCAGACUAUGACUAUACAUUGACAUCUCAUGAGAAGCUUUGGAAAACAUUCUAUUUUUAAACCAACAUUUGUAUGUGGACUUCUGUUGUCACUCACUUUGGGCUUUAUAUUUUCAUAGAGUCUUUAUGGAAAAAUAGAAUUUAUUUUCCACUCUUGUAACUGUGGCUGCUGCACGUUUUCACCCAGACUGAUUUUUUGUUUAGUAGCUUUACCAAUGAAUUGUUAUGAAAUUGAAUUUGAUGUUUUGAAACCAAGGAUUGUGAUUUUAUAGGUUAGAAUUACCUAUUAGAGGUAUUAAGGCUAUGUCUUCUGAUCAGAAACACUUUGGUGAUAAACCUCCUUUGAAGAUAUUCUUAAGCAAUCUGGAUCUUAAAUUUAUGUGAAUAGUUUUGGAGGAACUGAUAAAGAAAAAUUGAGUAAUUUUAAAAUGUUUCUUGAGUCAUUGAUUCUUUUAGAUCUCAAAUGUUAAUUAGAAUAAUUGGAAUCACUUUCUAGAUUUUUUAAGUUACCUUCCUUGGGAAGUUUGUGCAGUGUUAUAGUUUAGUGUAGCUCUUCUCAUAGGAUAAUGGUUUGCUUGUUUAAAACUGUAACCAAACUAACUGGUCAAACAACAUAUAUCUAAAACAUUUAAAGCAUUAGAGAAUUUGGGAAUGUUAUAACCUAAACAUUUUUGCUGAUAAUUUUGUUAUUUAUAGAAUUGGUAUUUGUGUAUUUAACAUACUACUGGAAAUAUAUGCCUUUCUUAAAACUGUUAACAUAACCAUUCAUUCAAUACAAUGGCCUACCUAUAGAAUUGAAUAUCUUGGAGCAGGUUACCUGUGGCACACAGUCAGUGCCGUGUUUUGGGUAAGUGCAGUAACGUUUCGUUUUCUACUUUGUCUUAUAUGAGGUAGAAAUCAAGUGUAUGUUAUAAAUGUUUGUCUGUAAAAGGCAAAAUACAUACUAAUAUUAAAAUAAUUUCUUAUGACUGUGAAUCACUCAUUUAUUUUUCCAAUAAUUGAUAUUGUACAUUCCUAGUACUAUUAGGUAUGUAUGUAACUUCUACAGUUUUUCAACCGAAAGUUGUAAGUAUUUCAACUUGAUCAGGGCUCUUUAAUCUCAUUUUCAUUUGCUUUGUUUAUAUUAACUGUAGUUAUUUUAUUUAUUCCUGUAUUAACAAUCUAAGCCUACUGUAAUGACAUGUACACUAAUAAAGAAUCGAAUAAUUUGUAGUUGGCAGUGAACCCAGUUGGUGGUGAAUUGAAAACUUAAAAUAUGGGAGUGAUUUGCUGCUAUAUUUCCUUUGAGAGAUAAUGGGGAAAGAAUUAGAACCUAAUAAUGAUCAUGAAUUUUAGGGAAAGUACUGGAAAAACAGGUGGACAACUCUGGUUUUUCUCCUGUGAAUGAGGAAAGGUUCUGAUUCCCAGUUGAAAACCUCUCAUAGUUUUAAGGAGGGAGAAUCUGCUUUUUAGAGCUGUUAGUAAAAUGUGAAAGCUGCUUUUGUGCUUUGCUUUAUGAACUUGGCUUUGUUUCAUCCAUAUGUUAACUCAUCUCCUAAUCUUAGAACUGUCGAUCCCAUUCAACAAACCGUUAAAUUUUAAGAGUAGACUUUAUUUGCCAAAGAAGACUUAUGAAAGAAUUUUAAAGUAAUUUCAUUUGGCUUUGUGCUACCUCCCUUUCUGUUCUCCCCUUAAUGUCCUUAAACCAUGGGAUACAUUCUUUAGAAACCAAGAGAAAAAGAAAUAUCAAAAAGGACACAGAAUUUAGUAUGAUACACCUCCCAGGUGGGUCUAAAGGAAUGCAACUUUAUGUCGUUUAAAAACAUAUCUGAUUUUCUCGAUUCCUUUCUUUCAUUUUAAAUAUGUAAUCAGCUGGUUUUAUAUUCAUUUUCUGGAGAAAUACCAGGUUUUUUUACUCGAUGUUGUCAAUCUUCUCUGCCAUUCAUUGUUUCUAUUUUAUGUUCAGUGUUUCAAAUACAGUUUGUAUUUAAAGAUUUUAAAGUACCAAAACUCUGUAACUGAGUACAGUGGAUUGUUUUCUGGUAUGAUGUUAAUAUUCUACAACAAAAUGUAUAAAGUGUUGUCAAUUUGAUUAUUGACACAUAUAAUAUGUUUACAAAUAAACUGUGGUGUUGAUCAAAUUACUGCGAAAA
Molecule: messenger RNA, 5376 nt
Organism: Canis lupus familiaris (dog)
Lineage: Eukaryota; Metazoa; Chordata; Mammalia; Carnivora; Canidae
Gene: FAM91A1
Product: family with sequence similarity 91 member A1
Exons: 23
Coding region: 240-2552 (770 amino acids)
Biological process (GO): intracellular protein transport
Cellular component (GO): cytoplasmic vesicle; trans-Golgi network
Source: RefSeq, a predicted model, not a curated record